Molecule: messenger RNA, 1902 nt
Organism: Mytilus trossulus (common blue mussel)
Lineage: Eukaryota; Metazoa; Mollusca; Bivalvia; Mytilida; Mytilidae
Product: atrial natriuretic peptide receptor 1-like
Exons: 14
Coding region: 1-1902 (633 amino acids)
Biological process (GO): protein phosphorylation; signal transduction
Cellular component (GO): membrane
Molecular function (GO): ATP binding; signaling receptor activity; peptide hormone binding
Source: RefSeq, a predicted model, not a curated record
AUGGAGCGUAUUGGUCCAGCAAUAGACAUUGCCAUUGAGAGAGUGAAUAGAGAUAUCUUGAAUGGAAGUUACCAGUUAGUCACCAUUGAGAAGCCGUACGGCAAAUUCUGUAGUGGAUCUACUGCACCAGGCAUUGUUGCAGAUCUUGUAAAAGACCAUGCCAUUAUAGGUUUGAUUGGACCUGCAUGUGCUUAUGCAUUGGAUCCAACAGCAAAGUUGGCAAACUACUGGAACAUUCCAAUUGUAACAGGUUUUGGAGACGGUGGAUUAUUCAAGAACAAAACUGAAUACCCCACACUUACAAGACUAGCCUAUUGUCAAUGUCGAUUACGAAAGGUAUUCGGCAGUAUAUUUAUAGAGUUCAAAUGGACAAACAUUGCAAUUAUAUAUGACAUCAAUGACCUUCAUUCAAGAGUACUGGGCACAACUUUGCAGACAGGUCUCCAAAAACAACAGAUUUUCCCAAAAAUGUUUAGAUACUAUGGGAAUCAAAACACGAGCUACAAAGACAUUUUAUUACAAGUUAAAAAAGUUUCUAGGGUUAUCUUACUCAUCGUACCUGGUGACUCUCUCCGAGAAUUCAUGCUGGAUGCAUUUGAUCUUGGUUUUAUACAAUCUGGUGAAUAUGUUUUUAUGGAUGUUUGGCUAUUUCCGUUUCCGGGACAAUAUUGGGGGAAUCAUGAUUGGCUAAGAAACGACUUACGUGAUCAAGAGGCAAAGCUUGCGUAUGAAUCGUUAUUUCGAAUAAGCUUACAGGUGCCAACAUCAGUAGAAUGGACAAACUUUACCAAUGAUGUUAAAUUACUUGCACUGUCAAAAUACGGGUUCAACUUUACUAAUGAAGAGGUUAACUUUUUCAUUGGUGCCUUUCACGAUUCUGUUAUAUUAUUUGGAAUGGCAUUGAAUGAAUCCCUAGAAGCGGGAAGUUUAACAGGAAAUAUUGACGGCUAUAAUUUUACACGAAAUAUGUGGAACAGAAUAUUCAAUGGCAUUACAGGACAAGUUAUUAUUGAUGAUAAUGGCGACAGAGACACCAGUUAUUCCAUCCUUGAUAUGGACCCGGUUACUGGCAAGUUUCAGGUUGUCGCCGAUUUUUUUGGUGAUCGACAAUAUUACAAUCCUGUUCCUGGUAAAUCUGUUCAUUGGGCUGGAGGAAGAACAGCACCACCACUUAACAAACCAGUCUGUUGGUAUGAAGGUGACAAUCCAGAAUGUCAUAUCAGUGAGAAAGUUGACAUGUAUGCCUUAAUAUUUAGUUCUAUGGGUGUGUUGUUGGUUGUGGCGUUUAGUGUGUUGUUCUACAGACAUAAGAAACAUGAGCAGGAUAUAUUAAACGAUUCAUGGCGUGUCAAGUAUGAUGAUCUAGAGUUUAAUUACAACAAUGUCACAGCCAGUUGUUAUUCAAUGGUUUCUGAAAAGUCGUCAAAACAUCACCAAACAGGCACUGCUUCAAAAAAUGUUGCUAACUACAUGGGUAAAGUUUUGUAUGUGAGAGAGGUAAAGAAGCAGAAGAUUAGUAUUACAAGAAAAGUUCUCAUUGAAGUACAACAGGUUAGAAGUUUUCAUCAUGAAAAUCUGUCAAGAUUUGUUGGUGCAUGUGUUGAGCCGUCUCAUAUUUUAAUCCUGUACGAAUAUUAUCGGAAGGGAACAUUGGAGGAUUUACUUUAUAACGAUACUAUUACAUUAGAUUGGACAUUCAGGUUAUCAUUGCUGAAAGAUAUUGCAAAGGGAAUGAAGUACUUACACAGUUCAGCAUUGAAAUAUCACGGAUCUUUACGGUCUUCUAAUUGUGUUGUUGAUGGAAGAUUUGUAGUAAAGAUAUCGGACUUUGGACUCCCAUCGUUUAGUGAUGAUAUUGUUAUGGAAAGCGAAAAAUCCCGAAAAAUAUAUCAUAGUACGUAG